AUGGAAGGAGGAGAAGAAAAGGCUUCAUCUUUUCUUGAUGUGCCCAAAGAUAUCCCCAUUGCCACCAAGUCCCUCACCAUCAAGACGACGACCAAUGGCGGCUGCAGCGGCGGCGGCGGCUCCGACUGGUCGAACCCCAUCUCGCCGGCCAUCUCCAUCUCGCCCUACCUCAACUCGCCGUCGCCGCCGUCCUCCGCGUUCGUCUCCGCGCUGCAGUCCCCUUACGUGUCCCCUCGGGUCGUGGAGCCGCCUGCUCCGCCGCCGCCGCCGCCGCAGCGGCAUCGGGGAACUAAGGCGCCCGAAGCCGCCGUUCCGACGCCGGCGUCCUGCACCGACGGGUCCCGCUCGGAGGACACCGACGCGCCGAGCGCCUCCCGCACGCCGCCGUCGGAGCGGUACGAUUCUCGCGGCGUCGACCCGCCGCCGAAGAGCUCCGGCGGCGGGGCGGCGGCGCGGGCGUCGUUCUCCUUCCCCGUGCCGCGCGUCUCGUUCACCAGGGGCGUCGUGGCGUCGCCGAUGUCCAGCACCAAGCUCCGGAGCUGCGACGUCUACAUCGGCUUCCAUGGCGCAGGCGGUGCUCUCACUAGGUUCUGCAAGUGGCUCAAGUCGGAGCUCGAGCUCCAGGGCAUUGCAUCGUUCAUGGCCGACCGGGCUAGGUACUCCGACACGCAGAGCCAUGAGGUUGCAGACCGGAUUAUCUGCUCAGUGACCUUCGGCAUCGUGGUUGUCACCAUGGCCAGCUUCCUCAAUCCGUUCAGCCUCGAGGAGAUCCGGUUCUUUGCUCAAAAGAGGAACUUGGUGCCAAUCUUGUUCGACACCGAGGUUCUCGACAUUGCAGAGAUGUUUGAUGACAAAUUCGAAGGGAAGGAAGGGGUGGAAGCAUUUGAGGGGCUAAUGAGGUGUCAUGAGUUCAAGCUUGAGACAGACGAGAGCAAUUGGAGAAAUUGUGUGUCAAGGACAGCCACCGUGCUGCAAUGGAAGCUCGGCCGAAGGUGCAGUGGCGAGAAGGAGAACCAGGGUGUUGAAUAUCUGCCAUUUCCGCGGAACCCCCAUUUUGUUGGAAGGGAGAAGGAGCUCUCUGAGAUCGAGGGCAUGUUCUUCGGUCGCGCAGAGGAUGUCGAAGUUUUGGAGUGCCCAAGGGGUUCCAUGACUACUGGUGAGUCCAGUGGUGUGUCAGAUGGGUUUGCUGAUGAGGAUAGUGACACUGUGAGGAUAUCUAAUGGCAGGUUCAUCAGCUUGGAUUUGCGCAGGUGUAAGCAGCCUAUGUUAGAGGCAUUUGCGACCGAGACAUCAUCAGGGAAAGGGAGAAGCAUUCAGAAGCAGAGAUCAAAGCGCAAAAAAUCAAGAUUCAGGUGUAACAGCAAGAGUCAUGGUAAUGUCAGUGUGAUCUGCAUCAAUGGCAUUUCCGGCAUCGGCAAGACGGAGCUUGCAUUGGAGUUUGCAUACAGGUACUCGCAACGGUACAAGAUGGUGUUGUGGAUCGGAGGUGAGGCCAGGUACCUGAGGCAGAAUAUACUGAAUUUGUCGAUGUAUUUGGGACUGGAUAUCAGUGCUGAGGCUGAGAAGGAGAGGGGCAGGAUUAGAAGCUUUGAGGAGCAAGAGUUUGAUGCAUUUCAGCGGGUGAAACGAGAACUUUUCAGGGAUGUUCCAUACCUGCUUAUCAUUGACAACCUUGACAAUGAGAGGGAUUGGUGGGAGGGGAAGGACCUUCAUGACUUCAUACCUAGGAACACUGGAGCAAGCCAUGUCAUUGUGACAACACGGCUACCACAUGUGAUGAACAUUCAACCAAUGCCACUUCCGCAGCUCUCAUUUCCUGAAGCUGUGACCCUGAUGAAGGGGAAAAUGAAGGAGGACUACCCUUCUGAGGAAAUUGAAGUUCUCAGAAAAUUCGAUGGGCGGUUGGGCGGACUGAGCUUUGGCUUGUGGAUUGUUGGUUCUCUGCUGUCCGAGUUGAUGAUUGCUCCUUCCGUGUUGCUUGAGACUGUCGACCAGAUAUCGUUGAACGAUAACAUGCUUGCUCUUGGUGCUAAUGUUGACAGCUUAUGGCAGCACAAUUUGUUCCUGAUUAAGGUACUAGUCUUCUGUUUUGCAUUGAUGGACCGGGUGAAAGGGGGUAGCCUUGCCUUGAGAAUGAUCAGUGCUGGUUCCUGGUUAGCUCCAGCUCCCAUGUCAUCAACCCUACUAGCUGCUAUGGCCAGCAAGCUACCAACAAAAGCCAAUAGCAUCCAGUUGUGGGGUGAAUCCCUCAAGACCGCAUUGUUAUGUGGCACACAUUGCUUUCUAGCUCCACAGGCAAGGAAGACUGAGGUGGAGUCAGCACUCUUACUAGUAAAACUUGGCCUGGCACGAAAAACAACACAUCACCCAGGCUUCUGGAUCCAGUUUCACCCAAUCAUGCAGUUGUUUGGCAAGAUCAGAGGUGGUUUGGCACCGGCAACUGCAGCUGCAUCCGGUGUCAUAAGGUCUGGAGAUACGUCUGUGUACUCAGACCACAUGUGGGCUAGCGCAUUCCUCGUGUUCGGUUUUAAAUCUGAGCCACCUGUUAUUCAGCUUAAGGCUGUUGACAUGGUGCUCUUCAUCAAGAAGAUAGCGCUGCCCCUUGCGAUUGAAGCAUUCGUGACAUUCUCAAGGUGUGGUUCAGCACUGGAGCUGCUUAAGGUGUGCACCAACAUCCUUGAGGAUGCAGAGAAGACGCUUGCAUCGCGGAUACAGGACCUGAAGCAGGGGCCACUAUGCUGGAAGAAGAAGCUGCAGACAAACAACCAUGCUGAUGAUGAGUUCAUCUGGCAGGAGGUGACACUGCUCAAGGCAACGCUGCUUGAGACAAGGGCAAAGCUGCUGAUGCGAGGCGGGUUAUUCGACAGUGGCGAGGAACUCUGCAGAACCUGCAUCAGCAUCAGGACUGUAAUGCUUGGGCAUGACCAUUCCCAUACACUGGCUGCCCAGGAAACAUUGGCAAAGAUAGUUAGAUACAGGAGUAAAAUUUGAGACAAUGCAAAACCUUUAGAACUAACUGGUAUAAAUGUACUAGUAGGUUCUUUGUGUGUGAGUACUCAGCAUUUUCCUGAUCAUGGCAUGUAUUUGUUAGCGGUGAAGAAUAGCCAGUUUGAUGAGAUCA
Oryza brachyantha (malo sina) is the source of this 3121-nucleotide messenger RNA. RefSeq lists its product as uncharacterized. Gene Ontology annotation, molecular function: ATP hydrolysis activity; ADP binding. Lineage: Eukaryota; Viridiplantae; Streptophyta; Magnoliopsida; Poales; Poaceae. Bases 1 to 2991 code for a protein of 996 amino acids. The transcript has a single exon. Gene Ontology annotation, biological process: recombinational repair. The record is from RefSeq and is a predicted model, not a curated record.